GGUGGAGCUUUCAGCUUCUGGCUCAAGUAGGUGUAGGGAACUAGAUCGUCCAGGAUGUAGCGGUGGAAGCGUCAUCCUUUGGGGUACGUUGAACGAAGCAGCUAACGAACCGAGGUCCGCCGAGACGCGCCAAAUCAGGUGUGAGGACUGGCGCAGGUGAAGCAAGAGGAGAAGACAUCUCUGAGAACUGCGAAGCCCAAGUCUAGAUCCAGGCUGGGUGCUUCUGUCGUUCAAGAGCACUAUUCCUUGGAUGAGGAGAGUUAACACUGAAAGGCACCUUCGAGAUUCCCUUACAAUGGAAGAAACUGAGGAUCUGAGGGGAAUAAAGAAACUGACUAAAAGCCACACAGGCAAUAAAUAGAGCAGGCAAGGUUUGGAGGCUGGAAAGGUUUGAAGCUGAAAGCUGGACUCCAACUCUCCAGGUCUACUUGGCCUUAGUCCCCAGAAUGGGCAUAAUUGACUUAACUUCAAGAAAAGGAAGCAUUGGUCUUUUUCUCUGAUAAAUUUAUAUUUGGAAACUUGUUUUUAUUGCUAUGAUAUUGGAUUUUAAAAGUAAUGGCCACAGAAUUUGUAAAAAGCUGCUGCAGAGGCUGUUUCUAUGCUUCCACAGAAAAAGACUCUAAAGUAGCAACUCCAGAAGGACAAAAUGUUACAUGUCUACCUCCAAUGUCUUCAGUGUCUGUUAAAUGUCAAGUUGGCUGUACAGAGGAUUAUCUCCUUUCCAAAAUUCCACCUGAUGGCAAAGAAGUGCCUUUUGUUGUGCCCAGAUUUAAAUUAUCGUAUGUUCAACCAAAGACUCAAGCAACUCCUUUACAUAUGGAAGAACUUCAAGGUUCUGCCAGAGCCUCCUUUAGAGACCGAAAAACAGAACUUUGUAGUUCACCCUUGGAUGGAUCUAAUUGCGACAUAUAUAAUCCAGUUUUCAUGCCUCAGCAUGUAUCACCUGACUUAAAGAGGCGAUUUCCUCCCAACAGUGAAGCUCUGAGGCUGUAUGGAUCAGUUUGUGAUUUAAGGAGCCCCAAAAUGCCUGGAUCCCCUGGACUAAGCAAAUCUAUGUUUGAUCUUACAGGUUCAUCACAGCGAUUCAUGCAAAGAUAUGAUUCAAUGUCCAGUGUACCAAGCAGUUCAUCUUCAAGGAAGAAUUCUCAGGGCAGUACUCGAAGCCUGGAUACAAUCACAUUAUCAGGAGAUGAAAGAGAUUUUGGAAGAUUGAACAUAAAAUUAUUCUAUAAUUCUUCAGUAGAUCAGAUUUGGAUCACAAUUCUACAGUGCAGAGAUUUGAGUUGGUCUUCCAGCUAUGGAGAAAAUCCUACUAUUUCUAUAAAAGGAAUAUUAACUUUGCCCAAACCAAUACAUUUCAAAUCUUCAGCCAAAGAAGGAUCCAGUGUUAUUGAAUUUAUGGAGACUUUUGUAUUUGCUAUUAAACUCCAAAGCCUGAAAACUGUUAGGCUGGCAUUUAAGAUCCAAACCCAGACUCCUAGGAAGAAAACCAUUGGAGAAUGCUCAUUAUCUCUCAGAGAGCUUAAUAUACAGGAAAAGGAUUACUGUUUGGAUAUAACACCUCCCUCAAAAGUUUCAGUGUGUCAUGCGGAACUUGAAGUAGGAACUUGUUUUCAAGCUGUCAACAGCAGGAUUCAGUUACAAAUUCUUGAGGCACAACAUCUUCCAAGCUCAUCCACUCCUUUAACUUUGAAUUUCUUUGUGAAGGUGGCAAUGUUUAGUUCAGGAGAUUUGAUUUAUAAGAAGAAAACACGUCUACUAAAAUCCAACAACGGUAGAGUAAAGUGGGGAGAAACAAUGAUUUUUCCAUUUACACAGAAUGAGAAAGAAAUUAAUUUUCUUAUCAAGCUUUAUAGUCGGAGCUCAGUAAGAAGAAAACACUUUGUAGGACAGAUUUGGAUAAGUGAAGACAGCAACUAUAUCGAAGCUGUGAAUCAAUGGAAAGACACAAUUGCAAAUCCAGAAAAGGUUGUUAUCAAAUGGCACAAAUUACAUCCAUCUUGAAGAUUAUAGCUAUGAGUUUGCUAGAGGACUUUGGAAUUCUUACAAAAAAUAUUUUGAUUUAAAAAACUUAAAAAUCAUUUUUGAAAGGGAAAAUCAUUGCCUUUCAUGGUAUUUCAUGUGUUGAAACCUCAUAAAUAGUGAUUGUAACCAGAAAAAGAAAGAUCUGUGCAAAUUAUUUCAGAUCUAUGAGAAAAUAGACAAUAAAAUGAAAGGUAGAUAUUAGUAAAGCAACACAAUAAACUUCAAAUGAGAUGAGAACACAGAAUACAGAUCUUGAUUUUCUGUGUUUACCAUUUUCCUAAAGCUCUAAUCAUAUUUUUAAAACUUCAUAUGUUAAAAUCAAGUCUUGGAUAACACUACUAUGAAACUGGAAAACUUUUGCUGCCAAAUACUUCAUUCAGAGUAAUCACUAUGUCUCUAUUUUGUGGGAUAUCUUCAUAUACAUCCUUUCUCCCAAAAGGCCAAAUAUUUUUAAUGAAAUAUUUUUCCCCUGACUUUUUCAUUCUCUGUGAAGAAAAGUUGACUCAUAUUUUAUAAUCUCUUUAUUCAUAAUGCAUGACAUUGCCACCUUGUAACAGCUGUGUGAUCUCCAAAAGCUAAUGGACCUUUACCCUAUGAAAUAAGAGCUUGAGUAAAUGAAAUUAAUCCUCAGAAGAUUGAAAUUUAAUUAAAAACCUAGGGUUCAUGGAUUUUCAGUGGCUUCCCAAUUUAGCUAAAUGUAUGUGCUUUCAUCCUUCAAGUAUUUUACUGAUCAUUUUGUAUUAAGUUAAAAUGAGAUCAACAUCCAUGUGGCCAAUCCUAAUUAAAAGAAUGAAGUGAGGAUAAGUGGAAAACUCAACAUUGACAUAAAAUCAUUUCCAUGUUUUUUUUUUUCCUUUUAAACAUGAAUCAUUUUUCUCAUGAGUUGGAAUAUUUGCUUAUGUUUCCAUACAGACAGGCAUAGUUACCCAAAGCUGAAAAUUUAUUGCAGGAACUUGUUUUCCAUUGUUCAUUAGAAUUCAUUGUAUAAGAAAUUUCAUCUUAGACAAAAGAAGUUGCUGGCAAAAAGAGAUGGAGAGAGAGACAGACAGACAGACAGACAGACAAACAGAUACAGACAUAGACACAAAGACUAAUGUAGACCAAGUGCUCUACAAUCACUUUGAUUUCUUCUCUUGACAGCUGUGAUUAUGAGCAUUCUGCCACAACUUAGCCAUGUAGUUCUCAUUUUAUUUCAUGUAUUUUUUAUGUAAUUACAGUUCAUUAAUAUUUUUUACAAACCCACUUACUACAAUACAUAUUUUCCACUGCAGCACUUGUUUUCAUUUACUAUCCCUUUUGUUUCUGCUUCUUAAGCUUUGCAGUAUCAUCAUGGAACUGGUCUGUACAAGGACAUCAGGGAUGGUGGUGGGAGGAAUUCCUUGACAUCCUGCAUGCUAGCCAAUUCUUUAUUUUCUCCACAAAAAAAAAAAAAAAAAAA
Sarcophilus harrisii (Tasmanian devil) is the source of this 3463-nucleotide messenger RNA. It is a transcript of the gene TC2N, whose product is annotated as tandem C2 domains, nuclear. Gene Ontology annotation, cellular component: nucleus. Lineage: Eukaryota; Metazoa; Chordata; Mammalia; Dasyuromorphia; Dasyuridae. The transcript is spliced from 14 exons. Bases 556 to 2004 code for a protein of 482 amino acids. The record is from RefSeq and is a predicted model, not a curated record.